AUGCAGUCCUUCAUGCUGAACGCCAGCCGAGGUUGCCUCCAGACUUCAUCCACCUGUGAGGAGGUGCUGGCUAACUGCUCCUACGGCUCCUCCAGUCUCUCCCUGCGCUGCUGGUUGCAACUUCUCACCAGGGAGUCUGUCCUCGAGAUGCAGGGAGACACCUCCAGCCUGGCCUCGCGGGUCUCCAUGGCACUGGUCUACAGCAUGGUGUGUGCUCUGGGGCUGGUGGGCAACUCCCUCGCUCUCUACCUGCUCCAUUCCCGCCACCGGCAAAAGCAGUCUUCCAUCAACUGCUUCGUCAUGAGCCUGGCCAUUACCGACCUGCAGUUCACGCUCACGCUCCCAUUCUGGGCAGUGGACACAGCGCUGGAUUUCCGUUGGCCAUUUGGCCGUAUCAUGUGCAAGAUCGUGAGCUCAGUGACCAUGAUGAACAUGUACGCCAGCGUGUUCUUCCUGACUGCCAUGAGCGUGGCGAGGUACUACUCUGUCUCGUCUGCUCUCAAGAUGCGCAGCCGGCGAGCCGCCAACGCCAGCGCCAAGUGGGUGAGCCUGGGCGUGUGGGCAAUGUCUCUCCUGGCCACGCUCCCCCACGCUGUUUACUCCACCAGUGUGCAUGUGUCAGACGAGGAGCUGUGUCUGGUCAAAUUCCCAGAGUCGGGCAGCUGGGACCCUCAGCUGCUCCUGGGCCUGUACCAGCUGCAGAAGGUGCUGCUGGGCUUUUUCCUCCCGCUGGUAGUCAUCACCACCUGCUACCUGCUGCUGCUGCGCUUCGUCCUCAGCCGGAGGAUCGCUGGGGGCACCGGCGGGGUGGACAGUGAGAAGGACCGCCUGAAGCGCCGCUCCAAAGUCACCAAAUCAGUGGCCAUCGUGGUUCUCUCAUUCUUCCUGUGCUGGCUUCCUAACCAGGCCCUCACCCUCUGGGGGGUGCUGAUCAAGUUCGACUUAGUGCCAUUCAGCGUGGCCUUCUACAACGCGCAGGCCUACAUCUUCCCUCUCUCCGUGUGUCUGGCGCACACCAACUCCUGCCUCAACCCCGUCCUCUAUUGCCUCAUCCGCAGGGAGUUCCGAGCCGGUCUCAAGGAGAUCCUGCUGAAGGCCACGCCGUCCUGCUCCAGACUGACUCACCUGCUGCCUUGCAGGAGCAAGGUGGCCGAGGCCCCACCCAUUCUUGUCCUGGUCCAGAUGGAUGCGUGA
Messenger RNA from Hypomesus transpacificus, 1194 nucleotides. It is a transcript of the gene rxfp3.2b, whose product is annotated as relaxin family peptide receptor 3.2b. The transcript has a single exon. Gene Ontology annotation, molecular function: G protein-coupled receptor activity. The record is from RefSeq and is a predicted model, not a curated record. Gene Ontology annotation, cellular component: membrane. Bases 1 to 1194 code for a protein of 397 amino acids. Gene Ontology annotation, biological process: immune response; G protein-coupled receptor signaling pathway. Lineage: Eukaryota; Metazoa; Chordata; Actinopteri; Osmeriformes; Osmeridae.